AUGGCUUCAAGAAACACUGCCUUAUUCCUCGUCGGGCUGCUCCUCUCGUGCGUCGCCAUGAGCAGCGGGGCAAGAAUCCUGGAGGAGACGGCUCCUUCCAAAGGCGAGGAGCACCUGCCGGAGCUGCCAGCGCUGCCCAAAGUCGAGCUGCCGCCAUUCCCGGAGGUGCAUCUGCCACCUAAGCGUGAGCUGUCCAAGGUAGAGUUGCCGUCGUUCCCUGAGGUUGAACUGCCACCGAAGCCUGAGAUGCCCACCAUCCCGGAGUUCCACUUCCCGAAGCCGGAGGCUAAGCCAUGAAAACUGUCUUCACUUAUCUUCUCUUUGCUUGUGCUCCUACAUGCACCCGUUGCUCGUGUUGUGUC
Triticum dicoccoides is the source of this 362-nucleotide messenger RNA. RefSeq names its product protein PELPK1-like. The transcript has 2 exons. Lineage: Eukaryota; Viridiplantae; Streptophyta; Magnoliopsida; Poales; Poaceae. The coding region runs from base 1 to 297 and encodes 98 amino acids. The record is from RefSeq and is a predicted model, not a curated record.